AAGCCCCGCCGCCCCCGCCAGAGCCGGCUUUCUGCAGGCAGCGGGCACCGGCCGGCGGCGCGCAUGGAUUUAUGAAAACACUCAUGCAAGACGCUGGCAGCGCCGGGGAAACGUCUCCACGGGCUCGGAUUCCGCCGCUCCGCGCGCCGCGUCUCCUCUCCCCUGCUCGCCCGGCUGCCGCCGCUGCCCGCGAUGCUGGCCGGGCUGCUGGGCGGCGGCGGCGGGGCCCGCGCGGGGACGGCGCCGGGCCCCUGGCUGUGCCUGAUGGCGCUGCUGCAGCUGCUGGGCUCCGCGCCGCGGGGCUCGGGGCUGGCGCACGGCCGCCGCCUCAUCUGCUGGCAGGCGCUGCUGCAGUGCCAGGGCGAGCCGGAGUGCAGCUACGCCUACAGCCAGUACGCCGAGGCGUGCGCGCCCGUGCUGGCCCCGCGCGGCGGCGGCGACUCCCCGGGGCCCGGAGCGGCCGCCGCGUUCCCGGCCUCGGCCGCCGCCUUCUCGACGCGCUGGCGCUGCCCGAGCCACUGCAUCGCGGCGCUCAUCCAGCUCAACCACACGCGCCGCGGGCCCGCGCUGGAGGACUGUGACUGCGCGCAGGACGAGAGCUGCAAGUCCACCAAGCGCGCCAUCGAGCCCUGCCUGCCGCGGACGAGCGGCGCGGGCGCGGGCGGCGCGGGCGCGGGCGGGGUCAUGGGCUGCACCGAGGCCCGGCGGCGCUGCGACCGCGACAGCCGCUGCAACCUGGCGCUCAGCCGCUACCUGACCUACUGCGGCAAGCUCUUCAACGGGCUGCGCUGCACCGACGAGUGCCGCGCGGUCAUCGAGGACAUGCUGGCCGUGCCCAAGGCGGCGCUGCUCAACGACUGCGUGUGCGACGGCCUCGAGCGGCCCAUCUGCGAGUCGGUCAAGGAGAACAUGGCCCGCCUGUGCUUCGGCGCGGAGCUGGGCCACGGCCCGGGCAGCAGCGGCUCCGACGGGGGCCUGGACGACUACUACGACGAGGAGUACGACGAGGAGCAGCGCGCGGGGGGCGCGGGCGGCGAGCAGCCCCUGGAGGACGACGAGGGCGCCCCGCAUCCGCCGCGCCCGGGCGGCGGCACUGCCACGGCGGGGGGCCGCGGGGACCCGCCUCACGGGCCCGGGCGCAGAAGCAGCGGCGGCCGCCGCUCGACGCCCCGAGACUCUUGGGCUCCGCUCGCCUCCAUCUUGCUGCUGCUCCCGCAGCUCUUCUAGCCCUCGAGCCCCCCGCCAUUGUUGGCGGGAGGGCUCUGAGCCGGGCACCUGUGGCUCGGGGGCCGGGGGCGGCUGGGGACACGCUGCCCGAGGGAGCCCUGCCUGGCCGGUGUCCUCACCUUGACUCCAGGCAUUCACCCGUUUCCUCUCCCCGGCACGACGUCUUGAACAGGCUCCCGGCCCCCAUUCCAGGCUCCGGAAUAUCCCCACUCGGCUGGCCGCCGCCCCCCCCCACCCCCCGCCCCAAGUUUAGCUGGAAUUCGGGACGCCGGGGAUGACGCGGGAUGGGGGCCCAGAAACGUAGUGUGGACUCUGAAGAGAGCGCGCAGAUCAGUGGGGCCGGGACUGUUAACAGGAACUGGGCAUGGGACUGGGGUGUGAAGGAUCAUUUCACAUUUGCAAAAAAAGACUGUUUCUUAGCAUUUUUCCUUGGGGGGAUGAGUGGGGCGGGGUGCGGGGAGGGGGGGUCAGGUAGCGACUUUUAUUGUGGCCAGUGAGGACAUUGCAAUCCUAAGUACACGGAAAAGUCACACUUGACGAUGCAUUAUUUAGUGUUGGUAUCUGCGCCCAGAAUUCUGUUUGGGGUGUGAGUCAUGAGUUAGUUUUGGAUAACUUUGAGCCCUUGACCUUAAUUUCAUUGCCACCACUCUGAUCUCUUAGCACAUUUCUUAAUUGCACAUUUUUUGAGGAUUAAGGGUCAAAAAUGCUAAUUUAAAGAGUUGCUGGGUGUUGAAGAAUGCAACUUUAUAUUUAAAAGUGCUCUGCACUGCCACUACAAAAGCCUCUUUAUGUUUGUUUUGUUGUCAUUUUUGUUCUUUACACCAAGAAAUUGUAUACAAAUAUGCAGAGAAAGUAUAUUACCUCUGCUUUUAUCAGGGUGCUACACCCUGGUACUUCAUAUAUAGAGUGUAUUAAAACUGGGGUUUGUUACCAGUUGCUGUACUUUGUAUAUAGAAUUUUUAUAAAUUGUAUGCUUCAGAUAUAAUUUAUUUUUAAAAAGAAAUUUAAAAAUUAUAUCCGCAUCCAUGUUACACUCCGUUUAUCACCAGGGAUCCAAACCCACAGUCCAUUGUGAAGUGUGCUCUACCUAGAAUAGUCUUAAAAUGUACAGUGUAUUUUAUAGAUUUGAAGUUAACAUUCUUAUUGUCAAGAGAAUUUAUGGACAUUGUAGAAAUGUAUAAUGCAUUUCCAAACUGCCUUAAACAUUGUAUUUUUAUAGACCUUUUUUUUUUAAAAAAAAAAUCCUGUUUUAAGUAACUAUGCUUUCUGUGUUUUUAUUUUUUUUUGUCUUAUUAAAAUAUGUACAUCAGUAAAGAGUUUUAAAUAAGGAAUAUGGCGUAGUUAUUUUCCAGAGUUACAUUGUGGUUAACCCAAUCAUGGGCAAGGAGGGAGGAGGAGGAGUGGUCACUGGGAAUCUAUCAACCAUCAACAGAAAUCAAAAUACAGCACAAAACAAAUGAGGGCUAUUACUUCUGCCUUUAAUUUAAUGAACGAUUAGACAUCUGUAAAUGAGGCAAAUAAAAGAUGUAAUUGACAAACCUCGAUGGUUUUCACAUUUGUGGAGGGAAUUCAUGAAAUAGUGUCCCAUCUAGGUAACCUGGGGAGAGCUUAGCUACCUCCUUACCUUCUCACUCUCCACUCAGACCCUCCAAAACCCCACCCCCAGGAGUGUCCUCUCUGACUACCACACAUUCUCAUCCACUCAAACUUGCCAAUAACAUCUGUUACCAAUAGGUCUUAGGAGACUGAUACUUCAAAGUCGUUUUCACACUUUGGGUGAAGAAGUAUAAAAUUUUGUUACAAAACAUCCAGGCGGGCAAAAGUAAACACACUGGGGAAAGGAACAAUUACCAGAACUUGUAAUAUUGUUGUGAGGCGUUGUUUAGCAGUGGGCUGAAGGCUGGGUUCCUGCCAGAGCUACUGAUCUACACUCAAACGCCCUUAGAUAAAUAAUUACACUCUUAAGCUGUGUCGAGUGCUGAUACACUUGACCUUGUAAAUAGAAAUGUUUGCAGUAGGAAUAAACUCCGGCAUUGGAAAAUCUUUUAAACAUUAACACAAAAGAGAGUGCUCUGUCCUCUGGGGAUUUGAGUCUGAACCUCGCCAAGCUAGGCACUUGCAAGGGGGGAAAAAGUUUAUUUAUCUUCUAUUCCUGGUGUUUAUUUAAAGCUUUUCAUUUUAAACGCGGUGAUUGGAAGGCAAGUCAGGAGUUUAAAAGUCACCACAAAUAAACUUUGUCUGAGGGGUCGACAGAUUAGCAAGAUCUCGUGUCUCUUUAUUUGAUAUUAACAUGUGCUGAGAAAACACAACCAGAUUUCUCUGCUGCCUGAAGUAAUUAACAAAGCUACACUCCCCCCACCCCCCCUUUCCAACUUCCUCCCACCCACUCUCACCCCCCCUAUGUUGGGCAGUUUUCUUUUCCUCCAGCUUUUGGGGAGGAAUUAGAGGCACUUGUUGGAUCUAAAACCAAGAUUCAUGUAUGUAUAACAACAGAAAGUUUGAGAUAGCUGUAGGGCUGGACAAGCCUAGGAGAGCGGUGUGUGGCUGGAAUCCCCAGUCACCUGAAUGGUUGAGUAAACAUAUUGUUAAAACAAAGCUGAAAGCGUUGUUUCUUUGCAAAGUGAACAAAGAGUAUUCCAAGAGACUUGUAAAUGAAAUCAGUUUUCUUUACAAAAUGAUGAGUUAGCAAAGCUCCUGUGUUUGGUCUUACAAAUAUUUAAAUCAUCUUCAUCUCAUGUUAUUUUAACACAUUCUUCACUAAAAGUUGUCUUUGUCCCAGUAAAUGGCCCAGUUUUCCCCAGUAAGAAGUAAAGGGCAUUAGCACUAGAAAAGGCCUGAUAAUUAACUGCUACAAUAAACUCAGGACUUGAUUUUACAGGGUCCUGUCAAAAGCAUCUGCCUGGAAUAAAUCAACACAACUCGCUUUUGGGGAGAGAGGACACGGGGCUUUCUGCUUUCUUCCUGGAAGAAAGUGAACAUAGAUUGGUGGUCCAUUUUAAUUUAAACAGUUCUAUGCCAGUGCCCAGGAGCCUCCUUGUCCCUUUUGCAGACCUAGUGGAUUCCGGAACAGGUGGCUGAGAUGUUAGGAACUUGGGUUGUUGGCUAUGGGGUUGGAUGUUGCUAGCUGAUCCCAGGCAAAAGGAUUUUUACAGAUGUUGGCAUUUGUAAUAGCUCACCCUUCUCUGGGGGAACCUUUUGGACUUUUGGAUAUUUCUGACACUUUCUAAUGUCUGGUGGAACAUGCCUGGAAGUACUACUACUGAAAGAAAAGACAUCUCUGGCUGUUUCUGAAGAUUCUUGAGCAGUGGCACAUGGCUAAACGAAGUCUU
Molecule: messenger RNA, 4556 nt
Organism: Talpa occidentalis (Iberian mole)
Lineage: Eukaryota; Metazoa; Chordata; Mammalia; Eulipotyphla; Talpidae
Gene: GAS1
Product: growth arrest specific 1
Exons: 1
Coding region: 193-1227 (344 amino acids)
Biological process (GO): negative regulation of mitotic cell cycle
Cellular component (GO): plasma membrane
Source: RefSeq, a predicted model, not a curated record